AUGGCUCUCGUAUCUGGACCGGGACGAGCAGGUUCUGCCAGUCUGCCAGAGGAGCUUCAGCUCGCUAUCGAGUCCCAUGUAAAAUAUAUACAGAGUCUCGACUCCCGCAAAGAUGAGCUCGAAUAUUGGCACACCGAACAUUUGCGAAUAAACGGACUCUACUGGGGGCUGACUGCACUUCAUCUACUUGGUCGACCUGAUGCGCUGCCGAGACGGGAAACAAUUGAUUUCAUUUUAAGCUGCCAGCACAAAAAUGGUGGUUUUGGAGCUGCUCCAGGCCAUGAUGCACAUUUACUAUAUACAGUUAGUGCCGUGCAGUCAUUAGUGAUGGUAGAUGCGGUAGAUGAUCUCGAGCAGAACUUGGAUGGUAAGGGAAAAGAUUUAGUUGGGAAAUAUCUUGCGGAUCUACAGAAUAAGAAAACGGGAACCUUUGCUGGGGAUGAAUGGGGCGAGGAAGACACUAGAUUCCUCUAUGCGGCGUUCAAUGCACUUUCACUGCUAAAUUCCCUACACUUGGUGGAUGUCAAUAAGGCAGUGGACUACAUUAUCUCGUGUGCGAAUUUUGAUGGAGGUUAUGGGGUUAGCCCUGGAGCUGAAUCUCAUUCGGGACAAAUAUUUGCAUGUUUGGGUGCAUUAUCAAUUGCGAAGCGCCUCGAUGUGGUUAAUAUUGAUAAGCUGGGUAGAUGGCUGAGUGAGAGGCAACUCGAGUGCGGCGGACUGAAUGGCAGACCCGAGAAAAAAGAAGAUGUUUGUUACAGCUGGUGGGUUGCAACGAGUCUAGCUAUGAUUGGGAGGCUACACUGGAUUGAUGGAGAGAAACUCACCAACUUCAUCCUGAAGUGUCAGGACACAGAGGAAGGUGGCUUCGCCGAUAGACCAGGUGAUAUGGUCGAUGUCUUCCACACCUGCUUCGGCGUUGCCGGCUUGUCUCUUCUAGAUUUCCCUGGUGUCGAAGAGGUCGAUCCUAUGUAUUGUAUGCCGAAGCGAAUAACUGAGCGAGUGCUAGGGCAAUCCUAA
Molecule: messenger RNA, 1017 nt
Organism: Botrytis byssoidea
Lineage: Eukaryota; Fungi; Ascomycota; Leotiomycetes; Helotiales; Sclerotiniaceae
Exons: 4
Coding region: 1-1017 (338 amino acids)
Biological process (GO): protein geranylgeranylation
Cellular component (GO): Rab-protein geranylgeranyltransferase complex
Molecular function (GO): Rab geranylgeranyltransferase activity
Source: RefSeq, a predicted model, not a curated record